AUGCUCGCCAGUUGCUUUUCCGUAGUGGCACUCGUUACGGCGUCCAUCAUUCUCGCCGGUUUUGGAGUACCGCACAGGCAAGUCUUUAAUCUUAGAAGCCCCAUCGGAGGUUCAGUUAGAUAUACUAACCCGGCAGAUCCGCAGCGGAGAGUCACCGACGAGCUCUUAGGAGCAUCUUGUGAAAAGUUAGGAGCAGCUAGCGGAAAGCUGCAAGGAAUUAAAGUCCUCACCGAUGCAGAAAGACUCAGUAUUGUGGAGACUCGCCUUGCGCAAAUUGGCAGGAGCAUCAAAGGAGUUGAGGGAUGGAUAAAGCACACCAUAACUUUAGGUGUGGGAACAGUUACCCUUGGGUUGGGAACGUUAGCUCUCAAAGUUAUGUAUUACGACGUCGAAGCAAACAAGGAAAUGCGUUUACACAUUGAGAAAGUCGUCAACGCAGCAUGUGAAAAAUCGAAUCUCGAGAUGGAACUCUCUACUAAGCGCCAUAUUGACAAUGCGGGAGAAAAAACAAGGCUCGAAAUGGAGAACGUCAGGCUUGCUAUGGAACUCUCUACUAAGCGCCAUAUUGACAAUGCGGGAGAAAAAACGAGGCUCGAAAUAGAGAACAUCAGGCUUGCUAUGGAACUCUCUAUUAAGCGCCAUAUUGACGAUGCUUUCAAUGGAAUUAGCGCGGUGAUUAGAGGUGAAGCUCACAAUCAUAUAAGGAUUAGAGAUGGUCAGAAAGAGAAGUGA
Messenger RNA from Morchella importuna, 732 nucleotides. RefSeq lists its product as uncharacterized. NCBI's taxonomy places the organism in Eukaryota, Fungi, Ascomycota, Pezizomycetes, Pezizales, Morchellaceae. The transcript has 3 exons. The record is from RefSeq and is a predicted model, not a curated record. The coding region runs from base 1 to 732 and encodes 243 amino acids.